Rotaria socialis is the source of this 669-nucleotide messenger RNA. The record is from the annotation of a GenBank genome assembly. NCBI's taxonomy places the organism in Eukaryota, Metazoa, Rotifera, Eurotatoria, Philodinida, Philodinidae.
AUGGAACGUGCAACAAAGAAUCAUGUACCAUUGAAUGAAAUCGAAGGGAUUGCAUCAACUAAUGUUCCAGCAUAUUCGAACAGGAACAGUAGUAUAUUUAACAUAGGGCGUCAUUUCGUUCAUGGAAUUUAUACUGGUUAUAAAUGGCAAUGUGUGGAAUUCGCUCGCCGAUGGUUAUUAAUGCGUAAAAGUUGUAUAUUUCGAGAGGUUCCUGCAGCUUGUAAUAUUUGGAGUGAUGUACCACAUAUCGAACGAAUUACUGACGGAAAACAAUUUCCUUUACGUCCGAUUGCUAAUGGUACUGAAGAACCCCCUAAAAAGGAUUCAAUACUAAUUUAUCGUCGCAGUCUAGCGAUGCCUUUUGGACAUGUUGCUAUCAUAACUGAUGUUGUACCGGGUUAUGUUCAUAUUGCUGAACAGAAUAAUUUAUAUAAUUACUGGCCCGGUGAUUAUGCUCGCCGAGAACCAUUACGAUUUGAAAAUGGUCUUUAUUAUAUUGAUGAUCAACAUAAAAUUUAUGGUUGGAUGGAAAUUCAAUGUAAUGAUCAAUUACAUCUAUUUGAUGAAGUGGAUAAAGACAAAAUUCUUCAGCAAUACAUUUAUCAGGAACCAAUUGGACUAUUGCGACGCUUAUUCUGUUCAAAGAAGAAUAAAGAUUCGGGUAGAUGA